This is a messenger RNA of Amyelois transitella, 3194 nucleotides long. It is a transcript of the gene Tfb1, whose product is annotated as general transcription factor IIH subunit 1. The transcript has 11 exons. The coding region runs from base 237 to 1925 and encodes 562 amino acids. NCBI's taxonomy places the organism in Eukaryota, Metazoa, Arthropoda, Insecta, Lepidoptera, Pyralidae. Gene Ontology annotation, cellular component: transcription factor TFIIH holo complex; transcription factor TFIIH core complex. Gene Ontology annotation, biological process: transcription by RNA polymerase II; transcription by RNA polymerase I; nucleotide-excision repair. The record is from RefSeq and is a predicted model, not a curated record.
AUGGAUGUCGGUCAGCGAUGUGCUUUUUUUGCAGAAAGAAUUUCAAGAUUCACGCGUUUUGUACAAAAAUGAAAUGAUUUUAGCUCGUCAACGCCAAUUAAACGACAAUAUAUUCUCAAAUAAAAAGUAUAAAGUGAUUAUUGAGUAGUUUUCUCUUUCUGUGAUAUCUGAAGUUGGGACUUGGAAGUAACUUUGUAUUGCCUUACCGUUUGUGGUGUUGUUUGGAAAUAUUUAAAAUGACGACGUCUUCAGAGGACGUUCUGCUAAGCGUAGGUCAUGUUAGGUACAAGAAGGGUGAUGGAACUUUAUAUGUUAUGAACCAGAGAUUAGCAUGGAUGCUUGAGAAUCGAGAUACAGUGGCUGUUUCCCACAAAUAUGCGGACAUCAAAACGCAAAAGAUCUCACCAGCUGGUAAACCAAAGGUCCAGUUACAAGUAGUCCUCCAUGACGGGACAUGUUCCACGUUUCACUUCGUCAACCCAGCCGGUGCAGAAGCCCAGGCUAAAGACAGAGAUCAGGUGAAGAUGUUGCUACAGGAUCUCUUGCCGAAGUUCAAGAGGCAAAUUGAUGGAGAAUUAGAAAUGAAAUCUAGGUUAUUAUCCCUUCACCCAUCAUUGAAGCAUUUAUAUGAAGACUUGGUGAUAUCCAAGGUGAUAAGUAGUGAGGAAUAUUGGAAUACACCCACGCUUAAACAAUAUACAGACUCCAAUAAUAUUAAACAGGAAGCAGGUGUAUCAGGAGCGUUUUUAGCCGACAUCCAACCUCAAACGGAUGGCUGCAACGGUCUCAAAUACAACCUGACUCAGGACAUAAUAGAUGCUAUAUUCAAAACGUAUCCGGCUGUGAGGAAGAAACACAUAGACUACGUGCCCAGUAAGAUGACAGAAGCUGAGUUCUGGACCAAAUUCUUUCAGUCACAUUAUUUUCACAGAGACCGCAUAGCCUCCUCUUCGAGUAAGGACCUUUUCGGGGAGUGCGCCAAGAUGGACGACCACGCCAUUGCGUCCGCCAUGAGGCACACCACUUUGGAUCUGUCAGUAGAUUUACCUCAGUUCAGCGAAACUAUACCUCUACAGGAAGAGGAAACGGUGGAGCGCGACAAAACGGAUAACAACUCCAUACAUCGCAAUAUGAUUAAGCGGUUUAACCAACACUCCAUUAUGGUGCUCAAAGCUAGUCAAAAAACAAAUAGUAAUAAUAAUAACACGAACAACAAUAGCAGUAAGACAAACAAUAACAAAGUGAUCGAGAACGGCGUCAAACAAACGAACGGAGAAAACAAAGAACACGGGGAACCGCCGCCGGAGAAGAAGCGCAGGAUACUGGAGAAGAUACAUUACGAAGAUCUAGUGGAAAGCGGCGAGGAUCGAGAUGUGCAAGAGUUGAAAUUGUCCAAAGUAGAGAGAUAUCUGCUGGGCCCCUCGUCUCAGGUGAGCCAGAGCAGCGCCCAGCUCAACAAUCAGCCGCCGCUGUCUGCGCUCGCCUCUAUAUGUCAGGCGUGGAGCGGCGGGCAGGGCUGCGCGCGGCCGGCGCGCGCGGGCGCGGGCGCGGCCGUGGCGGCGCUGGGCGAGCUCAGCCCCGGCGGCGCGCUCAUGCGGCACCACGCGGCCGCUAGCAUGGCGCAACUAAUCCCCCCGGACGUGUCUCGCGAAUUACACCGCCUCUACCUAUCGUGCGGGGAGCUGCUCCGCUCGCUGUGGCGCGCGCUGCCGCCGCCCGGCGCGGCCGAGGACGGCGCGCGCGCAGCUCUCUUCUACGAGGCGCUGCUGCGGUUCCGCAACGUCAAGCUGAGGCCUUUCGAGGAGAAAAUGCUACGCGAUUUGACACCGUUAGCGGCGACACUCACCCGCCAUUUGAAUCAAAUGAUAGACACGGCAUGCAACAAAUACGCGAUGUGGCAACAGAGGCACGCCAAACUCAGGUAGUACCCGCCCAUAAACAAUGUAGACUUGACAUAGACAAUCGUGAUGAACAUUUGUGGUUUAUUGUUGUGCAGUUGAAAUGAUGCUAAUGUGCGAAAUAAUGCGUUCUGGCGCGAAGAUAUUUGAUUUUUUGUGAGUUGAAGUGAAUUAUACUUGAAAUCCCUUAUAUUCCAUAGACAAUUCGGUUGAUAAGACAUUGUAAUUGUUAAUUAUUUGUUAACAUAAUUGAAAAAAUACGCUUUGAAUCAUUUAUACCAAAUGAUGGAUAAGGCGUGCAACAAAUACGCGAUGUGGCAAUAGAGGUACGCCAAACUCAGGUAAAACACGCCCAUAACCAAUGUAGACGUCACAUAGACAAUCGUGAUGAACAUUUAAGCAAUUAGAAUGAUACCGAAGUGAAUAAUACUUUGAUAUACUCUUUAUUGCAAUAAAAAUCUUUGAUUUGCAGUCUCCACAGACAUUUCAGGUAACAUUUGUGAUAAAUGUGCAGUUAAAAUGUUACUUGUAAUAUUUAAAAUAGACAUUUUUGUUCAUUAAUUAUAGGUAAAUGGUAAAUGAGGUGAAUUAUCUGUUAACAAUACUAUAAAAAUACUCUUUCCGCCAUUCAGACCAGAUCACAUUAACAUGCAGUAACAAAAACUCAAGGAGUGUAAAAAUCAUAGUCAACUUUCCGUAGACUUUAUUUUGCUGAAAUAAAUUACUUAUAAUGAAAAAUACGCUUUAAGGCAUAAAAUAUCUCAUUCUGAAUUGCUGUAUUAUAAUGAAAUUAGUUUAGUUAUGCAAAAUAACAGUGCAGUUCAAAUACUAUUCUCGAUGUUAAUUAUCUGUAAAAUUUACAAAUACGGCUAUUUAUGGCAUAACGAAUAUGGUUAAAUUCAUAUCGAGUUCCAUAGACAUUGUGAAGAGUUCUUGUGCACUUAAAAUGUUGUAGAACUGAGUUAUUAAUUCAGAAUACAAAAAUACAAAAAGACGCCUUUUCCUUUAAUAGUUUUGAGACCAAUUAAAAAUGUUGUUGUACUGGAUUAUCUCAUGAUAUAAACGAUGUAUAAAAAUGAAAUACGCUUUUUGACAUACCUACCAAGUUUUUCAAGUUGUUUUCAUAAUCGAGUAUGGAUUUUUUCGAUCACAUUUGUAGUACAUAGUGCAGUUCAUAUGGUUUGUUUGUUUGUAAACUCUUUAUUGCACAUAAAAAUAAAUAAAACAAAUUACAAAACAGUUAUUGGAUUUAGAAGAAUAUGUACAAUGGCGGACUUAUCCCCAAUGGGAUUUCUU